UUCAGAAGAAAAUUUUUGGAAACUCGAGCUCAUAAAGGACUUCUUCGUAUUGCUAUAAAUGGACUUAAAGAUGAUGAUGGGAAGCCAGUAACUGAGGGACAAAGAAUUGGCAGUCAACACAAAGCCUUGGACACUUUAAUUUGGAUUUUAGAGGAAUGGAAGUCUAAUGUGCACUCUUCUGAGCUUCAAAAAGUUUGGUUCUACGUCACUCCUCUUUCUGCUAAAUUUCCUCAGUUGGUUGACACUUAUUGGUCGAUGUUGGUCUAAACAAUGGGUAAACAGUUUACACAGCAAAUUGUCUCGAGAAUAUGGACUUUCUGGAUUUAUUUUUGAUGAGGUUUUGAUUUUUUUGACUUAUUUUAUUUUUAAAAUCUUACAAGAAAAACUCACAAACUGUGAGUCACAAUUUUGUAUUUUUUAA
This is a messenger RNA of Meloidogyne enterolobii, 421 nucleotides long. The record is from the annotation of a GenBank genome assembly. Lineage: Eukaryota; Metazoa; Nematoda; Chromadorea; Rhabditida; Meloidogynidae.